Messenger RNA from Mytilus trossulus (common blue mussel), 939 nucleotides. Its product is annotated as GLIPR1-like protein 1. The record is from RefSeq and is a predicted model, not a curated record. NCBI's taxonomy places the organism in Eukaryota, Metazoa, Mollusca, Bivalvia, Mytilida, Mytilidae. The transcript has 7 exons. Gene Ontology annotation, cellular component: extracellular region. Bases 1 to 939 code for a protein of 312 amino acids.
AUGGAAGUAAUUUACCGUUUUCUUACUUCUGUAUUGUGGAUUUUAUCAGUAGAAUCUGUGAUUGAUAUAUCACCUUACAAAACACUACUGCUUGAAUUGCAUAAUGAUAUCAGGAGGGAUGUUAAAGCUUCAAAUAUGCAAAAACUGGAUUGGAGCCCUAUUUUGGAAGAAGAAGCCUCCAGAUGGGCGGAAAAUUGUCAUUUUCAGAUUCAGAGGAUAGGCAAUGGAGAAAAUUUGGCAAUGCAUACAGCCGACAAGGCAUUAGAAGAUCUACUAGAAGAAGGUUUUAAUAUGUGGAGUAGUGGCAAGGAUGAAUAUAAACACGGAAAUAAAUUGUCCACUAAGACAGGACAUUAUACUCAGUUGAUAUGGGCUGAUACAUCCAAAGUCGGUUGUAGCAUGAAAAGGUGUCCUGUGUUGUUUAUGAAAAAUGGAGUAACAGUUAAAGAUGCUUGGUUCUUGGUUUGCUUUUAUAACCCACCUGGCAAUGUAUUUGGAAAAGAUCCAUAUAUUGUUGGUAAUUCGUGUAAAAAAUGUAGAGAAGGUCAGCGCUGUGAUAAUGGUCUCUGUGAAGGACAACAGUCUACAGGGACAAUGAAUAUGAUUCCAACAACAAAUAGAAACCAAUUAUUUCACUGGAGGUCAAGGAAUACAUAUGAUCCAUAUGUAGACAAAAAUAUACACGGUUCUCCAGAAAACAUCUGUUUUGACAUAUCACCUUGGUGUGACCUUUGGAGAGGAAUGUGUAUUGAUAGACGUUACGCCUUUGAUCUGUUCACCCUUUGCCGUAAAACGUGUGGAUUCUGCCACAAUUCUACAUGUGUAGAUAGCAAAGAUACAACAUCAUGUAAAUACUGGCAACAAUAUGGUUAUUGUACAAAUUCGUUGUAUGCAGAAUUUAUGGCAAAACAUUGUGUAAAAACGUGUAAUUUGUGUUAA